Messenger RNA from Spirometra erinaceieuropaei, 1423 nucleotides. The record is from the annotation of a GenBank genome assembly. Lineage: Eukaryota; Metazoa; Platyhelminthes; Cestoda; Diphyllobothriidea; Diphyllobothriidae.
AUGGUCGAAACAAUCAAAAUCGAAACAUCAACAAUACCAAUAACAACAGUAGUCAUACUCAUUCUCCUCAUCCUACCUCUUCUUCCUCUUCCUCCGUCUAUUCUUUUGUCUAUUCUUCUCCUUCGUCGUCUUCUUCUCCACCUCCUUCCCGUCGCCCCACUCGUUUUCUCCAGACUGGCAGGGUGAGCCCGCUCACUCUGGCAGCCUGGAAUGUUCGUUCCCUUUUAGAAAAUCCGAGGAGCGACCGACCGGAACGGAGGACGGCGCUAGUGGCACGAGAACUGGCGCGCUACAAUGUGGACAUCGCCGCACGCAGCGAGACCCGAUUCUCCGAACAAGGCCAACUGGAGGAGGUGGAUGCCGACUACACCUUCUUCUGCAGCGGUCGACCCAGGGCAGGGACGCGGGUGUCGCCUUCGCCAUUCGGAACGACAUCGUGGGACGACUGCCCAGUCUGCCGCAGGGCAUUAACGAUCGCCUGAUGAGCCUCCGCCUGCCUCUCUGGAGAGGCAAAUUCGCCACCAUCAUCAGCGCCUACGCUCCGACGAUGACCAACCCCGACGCCGUCAGAGACAAAUUCUACGAGGACCUGCACGCCCUCUUGGCGACUGUGUCGAAGGCGGACAAUUUGAUUGUCCUUGGCGACUUCAACGCCCGCGUCGGCACAGACCAUACUGCCUGGAGAGGAGUGCUGGGUCCCCACGGUCUCCGCGGCUCAAACGACAAUGGUCUGCUGCUGCUCCGCACCUGCGCAGAACACCGCCUCAUCCUGAAGAACAGCUUCUUCUGCAUGCCGGAGCGGGAGAAGGCCACCUGGAGGCAUCCUCGGUCGCGCCAGUGGCACCUGCUGGACUAUGUCCUCGUCCGGAGGCGAGAUCAGCGGGACGUACUGAUGAAAAAGGCGAUCGCUGGCGCUGUCGGGUGGACCGACCAUCGCCUCGUCAUCUCGAAGAUGCGUAUUCGCCUACAGCCUCGCAGGAGACCACAAGGUAAGCGACCCCCAGGUAAGCUGAAUGUUGCCUUGUUGUCUUUGCCCGCUCACCAUCUUCCUUUCAGCAAUGAGCUAGCUCAAAGGCUAGACAACCUUCCUAUCGCAGCCGACACCGCCGCUGCCGAGAACGCCUUGGUGGAGAACCGCUGGUGUCAACUGCGAGACACGGUCCAGUCGACGGCGCUCGCCGUCCUCGGUCGCGCUCCCCGCCAACACCAGGACUGGUUCGACGACAACGACGCCGCCAUCAGAAAUCUGCUCGCUGAGAAGAACCGCCUCCACAAAGCCUACGUAGAUCAGCCCACUGAUGCCACCAAAGCUGCCUUCUACCGCAGUCGCCGCCAACUUCAGCAACGACUGCUCGAGAUGCAGGACGCCUGGACUUCUCACAAAGCUGAGGAGAUCCAAGGAUACGCGGACCACAACGAAUAG